Molecule: messenger RNA, 2320 nt
Organism: Sardina pilchardus (European sardine)
Lineage: Eukaryota; Metazoa; Chordata; Actinopteri; Clupeiformes; Clupeidae
Product: gastrula zinc finger protein XlCGF57.1-like
Exons: 3
Coding region: 314-2320 (668 amino acids)
Biological process (GO): regulation of transcription by RNA polymerase II
Molecular function (GO): RNA polymerase II cis-regulatory region sequence-specific DNA binding; DNA-binding transcription factor activity, RNA polymerase II-specific
Source: RefSeq, a predicted model, not a curated record
UAAUGAAGAAAUUAUGACUUUUAUUUUGAAGGAUAGCCCAUUGACCGCCAUCGUAGUUGGCUCAUUUCACCCGGUUUGGUUUCACCUGCACGCAUAGCUCAAGUCGCGAUUCGCGAGCAGGACAAUUUACAUUCACCGCGCGGGAGAGCAUUCGUAAAUGUUGGCUUAAGACAUUUGUGGGGCAACCAACACGAUUUCACGUCUUAUCGGGCACAAACAGCAAAUCAGCGAACUUGAGAGUUGACGGAGCAACUAACUUGCCGGAGGAAGGCAAUUGAAAACUGGAUGGGAUUGUCUGUGCUCUGCUUGCAACAUGGACCUCGGACUUCCAUUUAGUUCUGGCUGUGCUGAAACACACCAGUUUGGCCUGAGAGUGAUUGUGAAAGAAGAAGAUAUAAAAGAGGAGGAAUAUGAUCACGUCAUUACAUGUCCAGAUGAAGAAGAAAAGCCCUGCGCAGAGUUUCACUUUAAUAUUGAAACAGACGUCACAGAGUCACCAAGGUCAACUUGCAGUGAACUGCUACAGACAACAGUGAAGACUGAAGUGAAGAAAGAGGAAGAUGAAGAAGAGGAGGAGGAGGAGGAGGAGGAAGAGCAGAAUGAACAUGUGCUAGAAAGUGUAUCUGAACACCCACACUUGAGGCAACAGAAGACCCGUGGCCAGGAUAAGGAAGGACGUCCGUACCACAGCACUGUCUGCAGGACGAGUUUCACUUGUCUUUCUCAACCUGAGAACCGCCAGCAAACUCACUCUCCCGGUGUUUAUAAAUGGCAGAGAAUUGGCAAAAGGCGACAUAAAUGUCUCUAUUGUGGAAAGGAGUUGUCUGGAGGUAUUUCACAUCUUAAACGCCAUAUGCUCAUACACACUGGAGAGAAGCCUCAUAAAUGUGCCCAGUGCGGAAAAACCUUUUCACGUAUUUCAACUCUUAGGCGCCAUAUGUUAAUACACACUGGAGAGAAGCCUCAUGAAUGUGCCCAGUGUGGAAAAGCUUUUACACACAUCAUUGGCCUUAAAAACCACAUGCUAAUACACACUGGAGAGAAGCCUCAUAAAUGUACCCAGUGUGGAAAAGCUUUUACACAAGUUCCACAUCUGAAAAACCAUAUGUUAAAACACACUGGAGAGAAGCCUUAUGAAUGUGCCCAGUGUGGAAAAGCUUUUUCACAAAUUUCAACUCUUAGGCGCCAUAUGUUAACACACACUGGAUUGAAGCCUCAUGGAUGUGCCCAGUGUGGAAAAGCUUUUCCACACAUCAUUAGCCUUAAAAAACACAUGCUAAUACACACUGGAGAGAAGCCUCAUAAAUGUGCCCAGUGUGGAAAAGCUUUUACACAACUUCCACAUCUGAAAACCCAUAUGUUAAUACACACUGGAGAGAAGCCUCAUGAAUGUGCCCAGUGUGGAAAAGCUUUUACACGAAUUUCACAUAUGAAAGCCCAUAUGUUAACACACACUGGAGAGAAGCCUCAUGAAUGUGCCCAGUGUGGAAAAGCUUUUACACGCAUCAUUGGCCUUAAAAACCACAUGCUAAUACACACUGGAGAGAAGCCUCAUAAAUGUACCCAGUGUGGAAAAGCUUUUACACAAGUUCCACAUCUGAAAACCCAUAUGUUAAUACACACUGGAGAGAAGCCUUAUGAAUGUGCCCAGUGUGGAAAAGUUUUUACAUGCAUCAUUAACCUUAAAAACCACAUGCUCACAGUCUGUGGAGAGAACACUCAUAAAUGUACCCAGUGUGGAAAAGCUUUUACACAACUUUCACAUAUGAGAGCCCAUAUGUUAAUACACACUGGAGUGAAGCCUCAUGAAUGUGCCCAGUGUGGAAAAGCUUUUACACGCAUCAUUGGCCUUAAAAAACACAUGCGAAUACACACUGGCGAGAAGCCUCAUAAAUGUACCCAGUGUGGAAAAGCUUUUACACAACUUUCACAUAUGAGAGCCCAUAUGUUAAUACAUACUGGAGAGAAGCCUAAAGAAUGUACCCAGUGUGGAAAAGCUUUUACACGCAUCCUUGGCCUUAAACAACACAUGCGAAUACACACUGGAGAGAAGCCUCAUAAAUGUACCCAGUGUGGAAAAGCUUUUACACAACUUUCAAAUAUGAAAAAACACAUGCGAAUACACACUGGAGAGAAGCCCCAUAAAUGUGCCGAGUGUGGAAAAGCGUAUUCACAAAUUUCACAGUUGGAGACUCACAUGAUGACGCACACAGGGGAGAAGCCUCAUAUAUGUGCUCAGUGUGGGAGCGCUUUUCUAAGAGCGGCAGGCCUAACACGCCACACGCGUCUUUGUUUGAAACAUCGUUCAGAAUUUACUUAA